This is a messenger RNA of Chironomus riparius, 833 nucleotides long. The record is from the annotation of a GenBank genome assembly. Lineage: Eukaryota; Metazoa; Arthropoda; Insecta; Diptera; Chironomidae.
UUUGCUCUAAAUCAACCUUAGAGAAACAAAGUGAAAAUGUUUAAGUUUUUAAUUAUUUUAAUUUCAUUUGGAAUUGUUGCAUCACAACGUUCACAAUUCGUCGACUAUAUUCUUGAUCUUCAAUAUGCCGUUGGAUAUAUUCAUGAUGAAAUUCAAGACACAACAUGGCAAACUCGUUACGAUAUGAGCGAUGAAUUAACUGAAAUUGUUAAAGAUGCAAUGACUGAGAUCACUAAUGGUCUUACAACAUAUCUUGGUAUGAGAGACAGAUAUACCGGAUAUAUCGAAGCUAAUCGUACACCUGAAAAUACACAAUGCAUUGAUACAGCAAUUGCUAAUUGGCCAAGAAUCCAAAAUGCUGCUGGUGCUGCCAUUGCCGUUUGCGGAUCCAAUCCAAUGAAUCCAUUGCAUUUGAAUGUCUUUGGCUAUCAUAACUUUGUAAAUUCUCACAGACAAUUGAAGUUUGAUGCACAAAAUAUUGUUCUUAAUGCUUUUACUAAGGUCAAUCCAAUGACAAAUGUUAUGGAUCUCUCACCAACAGUCGAGCAAGACAUCAACACAAUCUAUGACAGAUAUCAAGCGGAAGUUGUUCCUGAAUUGACUACAAGAUUAGAAGGAUUUGCUCAACUUCGAUCGGAAAUUCCACCAGAAGUUCAUGAUUGUAUUGCAACAGCAUUAAACAACUUUAGCAGUCAAGCAGGAUUAAUCGUUCAAGCUUCAGCAUCAUGCUAAGUGCAAGUUAAAGAUAAAUGUGAAAAUGACUAAAGAUUAUACAACAAAAUUAAAACCAAUUGUAAAAAUUAUUGAGUAAGAGAAGAGAAAUAAGUUAAAAG